Eimeria necatrix is the source of this 1395-nucleotide messenger RNA. RefSeq lists its product as hypothetical. Bases 1 to 1395 code for a protein of 464 amino acids. Lineage: Eukaryota; Apicomplexa; Conoidasida; Eucoccidiorida; Eimeriidae. The record is from RefSeq and is a predicted model, not a curated record. The transcript is spliced from 4 exons.
AUGCCAAUGCCACACAUGGCUCCGCCAACUCUGCCACAAGACCAUCUGCAACCGCAGCUAAUGCAGCAGUUGCGAAGAAAUUUGAACAGACUUAGCGACGCUAAUAGGGCCAUUCGGCUCCAAGGGAUCAAUUCCAUUCUCUUCACGUACACGGAGGAAGCUGCAAAACGAGCGCCGGAAGGUGGUAACGUUGUUACAGCGGAUGUGAGGGACAAGGCAGCCUUAAACAAAAAGAACAAUGCGAGUUGCUGCUUUGCUGAAGCAUUUUUGUCCAAUAUAUACUCAUUAGUGGCUGGGCUAUGCGCUGAUGGGGAGUCUGAGUCUAGUCGAGAGGCUGCAUUACAGCUCCUCCAGCUUGUAGUGAAAAUGUUUCUGUCAAGGGAGGAAGUAAUAGCAAUAUGCACGGGCAUAAGGAGGUGUAGCAUCAAAAAUCAAUUGAAGGGAUUGGACUACACUGACUGCGCGGCGAGUGGAACCUGUUACAACACUAAAGAUGGCAGGUGUCAUAGCAGCAGCUCCGGACCUACUAACACAGAAGCGGCAAAACCAUUAGUUCUAGUUUUAUCAGAUAGGCUUAAAGAAGCCUCAGGUCAAGCAGAAACGAGCGAAGAGCUACGUUUCACAGUCAUGAAGUUCUUACAGGACCUGUUGGUAGACUAUGCGACAGACCUUCCUGUGCCAGAGAGCAACGCGCAGAACCCUGAGCCACAAGAGCAACUAAUCAUGAAGAAUUCAGAUGGUUGGAACGCAACAGAUUUCGCAGACAGUUUGCUGGCGGCAGUUGCGGGUGCUUUACGAGACCAAAGGCCGACCAAUGCCGUCGAGGCUUGCAGGCUUCUAGCUGCAGUAUGCCAGAAAGUACGAGCAUCAGUACUUUUACAGCAAGCAACCGAAGCCUAUGAUGCCUUGCUAGGAGCUAUUUCAUCCCCUGCAGCUGUAGCCGAGGAUGCCGGUUCUCGUGCUGCGAGCCACAUAUGCUCAGCAGCUGCGGCAAUUAGGCCCCUUUUGCUGCAGGAAGCAGCAGUACAGAAUAAGGUUCGAAUGGGGCGAAUGUUGAAGCGCCUGCUGCAGCAAAUGUCUCCGCGGGUUUUACUGAGACCGAAAGUGCUGCCACAGCUGCUGCAACUUGUGUUGCUUUUGAUGGGGGACACCAACCAAGAAGUGGCAGCAGAAGCUGAGAAAGCACUACUUGAAGAGGACGACGAAGAGCCUUGCAAUGCUUUAGGCCCGAUAUCAGCCGCCUCCGUUGCAGAUGCUGGGACCCUUCUACGUGACGAAGCGGUGACGCAGCCUACAGAAAUGGUGACGGAAUUGGCUGGGCUACACUUGAAGGAGUUGAUGGCUGAUGUAGGCAAUGCGAUGCGUUUGCACGUGCUGCAUGGGACGUUCGGUUGA